This is a messenger RNA of Exophiala bonariae, 3591 nucleotides long. RefSeq lists its product as uncharacterized. The transcript has a single exon. The coding region runs from base 1 to 3591 and encodes 1196 amino acids. NCBI's taxonomy places the organism in Eukaryota, Fungi, Ascomycota, Eurotiomycetes, Chaetothyriales, Herpotrichiellaceae. The record is from RefSeq and is a predicted model, not a curated record.
AUGUCCGCGCUCAGCAAACUCAGUGCGUCUUGGUUCCAUUUAGCCCAAGAGAAUACCGUCGCACUCGCGAAUGCUCAUUUCGAUUUCUCGCUGAUCAAGAUCGAAAGUCCUGUGGAGUUCAGAGCGGUAGGUGCGGCCCUUGCGGACCGGCGACGCUUGGUUGCCGAAGAUGGCCAAUUGCACAUUGUCGCAAGGAAGCUUGGCGCUCUUCUCGACGGUGUGUUACCACAACGUCCCGCGUUGCUAUCAGCAUAUGGAAAGCGUGCAUCUGAGAUAACCGCUGAGCCAAAUGUCAACCCUCUCGGCUCCUCAAGCGAUGGUGUCUUUCGCGAUCAUGUUGGCGCAGACGGCAGUGGAAUAUGGGCUGCAGCAACUUCUGGCCAGUCAUCGAUCUCGGGCUUCUUGUUAGCCUGUUUACUUGCUCGGGUAUGGACUGCAGCAGAGGCCAUAUCGAUUUGGACUGAGCUUGUGGACGCGCGCAAGAAAGAGCUGGAAACCAUAUAUGACCAAGACCAGUCGGCCAUGAUAGCACUAAGUGCAUCAAGGAUCGUGCUCACAAAGGAUCAGUUGGCUAUGUGGGACGCCAGUGCCAGAUCUUGGCUCGAGAUUGCCGACAAAGCCAUGGGUAAGAGACACGUGCAACUUAUGCUGAUAGUUAACAAUGUUGAUCUGCCCGUCGCUCCAAAGCUCAAUGUCUAUGAUGGAGUCCUUGCUGCUUUUACGGCGGCGGCCAAUAACGUGGAGAAAAUAAUACUAGGAGAGUCGCUCAGUGUCCAAGAGGGAUCUAUUCUGCUUGGCCUCGCUGCCUGGCAUUUCUAUCCAGAUUUGUUGGUUCUGGGCAAGUGCCCUACGCCUGUUGUACAGCAUGAUCCCUUGAUAAACGGUGGACAAUUGACCAUCGGAUUGAAGAUGUCAUCAACACAAAGAAAACGCGGCGUCUUCUGGUCGCUGCCGCUCGCUCAUUUGAGGCAUUACGGAGACCCAGUGUCAAGCAUUCGGAGCACUGCCGACGAUGGAACCAAAAUAUCUUUCGAGCUGAUGGUGUAUGUCGUGCUUGGGUGCACCUUGCGUACCUGGGCUAAGUACAGUAUCAAACUAGACGACGGUAUAGAAGUCAUCCAUAAGCUCUGGAGCCAUCUCCUGGAGGGCUUUGGGAAUCGUUGGGAAAUUGAUGGCCGCUCUGGUAGAUGGCAUUGGCUUCCGGCUUUGGGUCGCGCUGCAAAACAGUAUAUGGAGGCCGGCAAAACGCAAAAGGAAGUAUAUUCAAAGCUGAUCCGAUUUGGCUCAAGGCAAGGGAAACUUUUGGGCCCUUCUGGGAUACACGCUACGCCGCUCUUCGGGCUCAGUAGCAGCCAAACCUUGUUCUCUCUACUCACCAGGGACGAAGCACAAAUUGCAUUGUUGAGACACAUCGCCUCCGGAAUUGAAGCUCUGCCAGAUGAAUUAUUGAUCAAGUAUAAAGCCUCGGUAGGGCCGGGGCACUGGAAAUGGUACGAAUACGCGACAGCUCUGCCCAUUACGGUAAAGACGGAGUCGUCGCAGCCUCGUCAAUUCCGUCACCUGAGAUGGAUGUUGGGUGCAGCCGAAGACCAAACAUCAUGCUACUGCAGCGGAAACUGCUUGAACGAUUGUCGAUGCCUUGCCUUGAAUGGUGCCUGCACAGAAAGAUGCGCUUGUAGGAAACACUGUGCGAUUCGAAACCGCAGUUCUCAGAGACAGCGGUAUAGUCAAGACCUGUCUGAACGCGCCAGAGAAGUCAUGACUCAGCAACAUGAGUACAUCCUCGAUAUUGGAGGCCAGGAUGACGAAAUCACUGAUGACUUGAUCUUCACUUGGCCUGGCUACCUUCGUGGCGAGGACCUUACCAGCCUUUUAGAAGAGAAAGCGAUGGCUUUGGAGCAUCCUUUUGUUGGAGAAGGGUCCUCUUUCAAGAUUAUAGCAGGCAACCCGGAUUCUGCGGCACUGUAUAUGAGGCAACCCGCGAGUGUCCGCCCGAAAGGGAUGAAUAAUCACUCUAGAAUAUAUGGUGUGGACGUCUUGAAGUAUGCGCUCGAGAAAAAAUUUCUGUCAGCUCACGCUCUAGGCGACCACAUCAUGUCCCUGUCGUCGUCAACUCGCAUCCAAGCUAAACGAAAGACUUCCUCUUCUUUCUUUUACGAUUGCUUGAUGGCAGCCGGCUUGGCCGUUUCUGUAUACGACCGAUUGCCGCAGUCCUCUGUCCUGCUUGGAGCUGCAAUGCUAGGCCCGCUGGCGGAAGCCUCCUGGUUCACAUCCUGGAAAGCCCGUUGCGUGCUGGCAGGCCAAAUCUGUGCCCUGAACAAGGACGAAGCUCUUGCUUGCGUUGUAAUGUUCGAUACAGGUCGCUUGAACCUUGAACCAUCGCUCUUCAAGAAGGUCAUGGCUGUUAGCUCGGCGAACUCCCUUUACGUGUCCGCAAGAUUGCUGAGUGAUCCUUCUAGCCAGACCGAUGACAGCGAUAUCCGACAACUCAUUGGCAAUGUCGGACGGGCAGGCCUGCUACUCUUAGUUCCUCCAAUCGACCCAAAGAUAAGGUCUCAAAAACUCAAUACUUGGAAUCAGAUAAACCAUGAUCCCCAUAACGGCAAGGUUGAAGAUUUGUUCCAGGAAACAAGUCUCCAUCUGUCAUUCACUGGGGCUGAGCAAGCCUUGGAUCUAGGCGCAUACGGUGAGAGAACAGCGGAAGCGUACUAUAUCGAGUCGCUUGUCUCGGUUCACGACAGAGGCGAGUGGGUGGCAGAUCUGGACAUUCUGGGCAUGUUUGAGAAGGACUCCUUCAGGUCUGUUAACUCGAAAGCGAGCAGCGUAAACAGCAAGCAUGAAUGUACCGGUGAGCAUGCAAAUAUCGACCUGGCCACGAUCACAGGCUGGGACGAACUUCUGGAUCUUCCGCAAGAGAAUCCCUCAGUGGUCAUGUGCUCUGGCAAUUGGCUGGCGAGGCUUGCCAUUUCCGCUGUAGUGAUUCAGCAAGGCAACGAAGCACACCUGUUGGCCCCGUUGCAAGCCAAAGACGCCUGCUGGGAUUGUGUCAAGAGAAUUUUGCGCCGGAGACAAGACAUGCUGCAACCCGUAACCUAUCGCUCAUCUAAAGAGGCAAAUGAUGGGCUCGACAAUGCCGAGAAAACGGACAAUUCGCCUGGCGGUGAAUUUGAAUGGGACCCGCAAAAAGAGGUUUGGUCACAAACGCAAGAGCAUCGUCUCCACUCGAACACUGGGCGCAAGAAACGGAGGUCCACGACUGGAGGGAAGGGCCGGAAAGGUCUUAGCGCGGUAAACGCAGAUAUGACCGAUAGUACAGAGGGAUACAACGAGGACGAGGAUGAAGACCACGAUGACGUUGAAAUGGGCUCACCAAAUUCAAUCAAAAACUUAGACUCCGCGGAUUCGGGUUUCAGCACUGAUGACGAGGAAGUACCCGAACAACACAAACUACGUCGGCAAUCCUCUAUGUCAGCUCCGGAGUCAGAGAGGCCUCCAAAACGUGCCCGGCUAUCUCCAUCGGACGUCAACUCUGAUCGAUCCUUGUCACAGCAACCAGAGCACCAGGGGCGGAAGUUGGUGCUUUUGUUGUAA